This is a messenger RNA of Coregonus sp. 'balchen', 2406 nucleotides long. Lineage: Eukaryota; Metazoa; Chordata; Actinopteri; Salmoniformes; Salmonidae. The record is from the annotation of a GenBank genome assembly.
AUGUUCCUAAUCAAGACGAUGAUGCCUAACCCGCUGGCUGGUUUGAAUCCUAUGGGUGGAGGAGAGGACGAGGCGGAGGCGGCACCUGCCGACCCAGCCAAAGCAGCAGGGAUGACACGUGAAGAGUAUGAGGAGUACCAAAAACAGUUGGUGGAGGAGAAGUAAGUAAACUGCCCUGUUGCCGAAACUCCAUUUUGUUUUGCUGUUGUUGUUGGAUCAUGGAAAGCAGCAAACAUGGCUGGCUAACCCUACAGAAUGUAAACACCAUCACAACUAUUCCAUCGGACCUUGACUAGCACCAUGCAGGAAUUCUGCACCUUCCUAUUUUUUAAAUAUAUAUUUCAUUGUUUUGUUGAGUUUUUCUACUUUUCUAAAUUAGUUAAGAUUGAAUGUAUCUACAUUUAUUCCCAUUGUUGCAGUUUAUUAUUAUUUAAGUUCAUUUGAUUUAUUUUCUUGAUGGUUUUUAGUCACUCAAGGUUAGAAUAGAGACCCAAACUCAAACUAGAGUUUUGAGCAUAUUCUUUCUGUAAAAAUGCAUGCUUGUUUCUUGUGUUCCAAAAGUCACCCCAGUCCCUAUCAACAACAACCACCAUUACACAAUUAAUCUCUGAUCAUUGAUCCUCUGCUGUGUUGUCAACAAUGUUGUUGACGCCCAACUGUCUAACCAACAUUGAAUCUGACUAACACUCAAAUGGAUCAACACUAAAAUAAAGUAAAACAAAUCUGCAAAAUAGUCUACUAUCCUACUAAGUUCCCAGGAGGAAUUUUCAAAAUGGCUGCCAAAUUUGACCCAUGACGAUUUAACUGCGACGGUGUAGGAGGAGCUUUGAUGGUGAAGUGAAAAAUCAUAGAUCUAAUGUCAUCUUAUUAAAACUCUGUCUACCUAAAAUAAUUUCAGCACUCUGUCAAGUUUAUUCCUCCAUAAACACAGUUUCAGACAGGAAUGAUUGUCAUUCACAUUUACAUUUUAGUCAUUUAGCAGACGCUCUUAUCCAGAGCGAUUUACAUGAGCAAUUAGGGUUGAGUGCCUUGCUCAAAGGCACAUCAAACAGGAGGAAGAGUUCUCUACUGUUUUGCUCAAAAGACAAUAGUCUCUGCUCUUGAUUUUGGUUUCACUGUCUGGUGGCGAUUUUGUUUUGUUUAUGUAAUAUGAUGUGGCUGCUGCCCAGUAGGGCAUGCUCUGAAUGCUUUUAAAUGCAUAAGGGGCAGUGAAGAAGUGCACUCUUCUGGAGAUGGGUAGAGAUUUGGGACAUAGCCUAUGUCUGUGAGAGCAGGGCAGAGCAGAGCAGGGGUUAAGGUUAAACUGUGGCUGUGUGACUAGGUUGGGUGUCUUGGCCUUUGUCUCUCAAAACAGAGCAGAGCAGUGCAGGAGUUAGUGUUAUGUUGUGGCUGUGUUGGGUUUCUUGUCCUAAUCCGCAGUCUGGCCCUAGCCCUCAACCUGGUCAACUAAUAAUCCUCCUCUUCAAUUGGCUAGGGUAAACAGUUCCCUUUCCACAGCGACCAAUGAGGUUGGCACAAAAUGGCCAAGAAAGGGAUUCUCAUGAUCCUUAGCCUAAUGCCAAUAAACUAAUGACUUGACCAUGCAUUGUAUCUCAUUGUUCAAUACAUAUUGAUAUGGUCUGAGUUGUGUAAAGCCAUAAUAAUGACACAAGAGGAAAGCAGUGGAAAUGUUGUUUUAAUAAAUUAUUGUAUCGGAGCCAUAGUGUGCGGCUUAAAAACAACCCAGGAAGAAAGCAAGCAGCACUGUUGAUGAUGAAGCAAUUUCUCAUUGUCACAAUAAGGUCUCUCAAUAGCUAAUGCUAACUAACGUUAGCCAUUUGCCUAUAACACAGUAAUCAUACAAAAAUCUAUGAUAUCAGCCAGCCAGCCAUCGUCCAUGUUCUAAUUUCAAAUGAUGGAAGCAGCAUAUGAUUGAACAGUGAGAUUAUGUAGUCUGAACCUCGUUAGCUUCUUACCUAAACCCGUCUCAUGGUUAACCCAUGGCACAAAAGGUCAGGAAAGCCCUGCAUCCUCUAAACUUUAGGUUUUGUUCUACAGUAUGGGAUUCACAAUGUAUUUGCAUGGUAGCUAUAUAAUGUUAGCCUCGUUCGACCAUCCUGAUCGAGUGCUGGUGGAUCACGCUAAUAUAAUGUACCUUUGGUUAAAACAAGAUAAUACCCAGACCAUUAUUGUCUUUGAAUACACAGUAAACAAACAUACAGUAUAUACAUGCAUACUGUACAUACAUACAGUUAUCCAUGACCUGAUCACGCUAGAUAUCAAUUAAUUAAUCAAUAAAUUAAUCAAUUAAUCCAUCAUUCAUUUUCUCUGUUUUUCAGGAUGGAGAGAGACGCAGACUUCUUACACAAGAAGGCUGAGAGGGCAACUCUGCGGGUGUGCCUAAGAGACAAGUACAGGCUCCCAAAG